AUGAUAGAUCCAGAAUUUGAAACAGUAAAUAUUUUAUUAACACAGAGUCCAUGUGGAAAACUUCACGCUGACAGAAUUACAGACGUUGAAGCACUCACAGGAUAUAAAGUUUGCCCCUUUUGCAAAGAAGAAGUAUAUUCUAUCCGUGAUGAUCCAGAAAGGAAAAACCAAAGAAGAUUUUUAAAACAUUGUGAGAAAUGUAAAGAAAAUAAUGGAAGAUUAAUUCAAGACGUUCAAUUGCAAAACACACAACAACCAUAUGCACCACAUAUCACGAAACAGAAGAUAUAUCAAUGGCUAUUAGCACAUAAUUUGCAGGAAUAUUAUAAACCAACAAGAUAUUAUAUUACUUUUGACUUCGAAACAUUAGAGACUAAAGAAGAACUUCAACUUUCUGAAUGUGCAACUUUGAACGCUUACUUAAAACCAUUUAUGGUAUCAUCAACUGUCAAAAUAAAGCCGCAAAGCGGCGAGGACGUAGACCGUGAUAAAACAUUUACGAGGAAUUUUUGCUUAACAUCAAGUGAUUCGUUCAUCUCUGAUUGGAUUGAAUUUUUAUUUUCAACCUGUUCAUUAGUUGCUAAAUCAAAUAUUGAACAAUAUGAAGAAUUAAUGAAUACAUUAAAUGAGAAACAAAAGGAAGCAAUGAAAGAGCUUUUAGAUGAAGAAUUUAAUAAAGUGAAUAUCAUUGGUUUUAAUUCGGGAAAGUUUGAUUUAAAUUUAAUUCUUCGUGAUUUAAAUACUGCAAAAUGGAAGAUAAAAUCAAUGCUGGGUUCUUCUUCUCAAUUUAAGCAAGUCAUAGUAAAGAAAACAAACUGUCCAUAUGAAUUAAGAUUUAUUGACAUCAGAAAUUAUAUAGCGGGUGGAACAUUAGACCAAUUCACUCAAGAUUUCGGAAACAAUAAAUCACGUGUUAAAUCCUUUUUCCCUUAUCAAUUCAUCACAUGGGAGAAUUACGAAGAUGAAUUAUAUAAAA
Trichomonas vaginalis G3 is the source of this 976-nucleotide messenger RNA. RefSeq lists its product as uncharacterized. NCBI's taxonomy places the organism in Eukaryota, Parabasalia, Trichomonadida, Trichomonadidae. The annotation marks the transcript as partial. The record is from RefSeq and is a predicted model, not a curated record. The transcript has a single exon.